This is a messenger RNA of Scedosporium apiospermum, 1434 nucleotides long. Its product is annotated as Dimethyl-sulfide monooxygenase. Gene Ontology annotation, molecular function: oxidoreductase activity, acting on paired donors, with incorporation or reduction of molecular oxygen; monooxygenase activity. The record is from RefSeq and is a predicted model, not a curated record. NCBI's taxonomy places the organism in Eukaryota, Fungi, Ascomycota, Sordariomycetes, Microascales, Microascaceae. The coding region runs from base 1 to 1434 and encodes 477 amino acids. The transcript is spliced from 4 exons.
AUGUCCGAAACCGCCUCCGCAACUACGGGCCAGGCUGCUGCCCCCAAGAAGAAGCUUAUCCUCAAUGCUUUUGUGGAGAGCUGCUCGGGCCAUCAGUCCCCCGGUCUUUGGCAGCACCCUGACGACCAUUCUGCCGAUUUCAACAACGUAAAGCACUGGGUCAAGCUUGCCCAGCUCCUCGAGAAGGGCGGGUUUCAUGGCAUGUUCAUUGCCGAUGUACUUGGCGCAUAUGACGUGUACAAGGGACCCAAGAACCCCGAUCCCUCUAUCAUCUCCGGCGCCCAAUGGCCUGUCAACGAGCCCCUGGGCCCAAUCUCAGCCAUGGCCGCUGCCACGGAGAGCCUAGGCUUCGGGGUUACGGUGGCGACUACCUAUGAACAGCCCUACCACCUAGCCCGACGGCUAAGUACCAUUGACCACUUGUCGGGUGGCCGUGUCGCCUGGAAUGUUGUCACCGGUUACCUCGACUCUGCCGCCCGUAACCUCGGACACACUGCCCAGCCCGAGCAUGAUGACCGCUAUGCCAUGGCUGAGGAGUACAUCGAGGUCAUGUACAAGCUUUGGCAAUCAUCCUGGAGGGACGAUGCCGUUAAGCUUGACCGCAAGACGGGUGUCUUCAUCGACCCCAAGCUCGUCCGCACCAUCGACCACGUCGGAAAAUUCUACCAAGUUCCCGGCCCCCACAUCUGCCAGCCCUCUCCCCAGCGUACCCCCGUCAUCUUCCAAGCCGGCACCUCUCGUGCCGGCAAGGCCUUCGCGUCCAAGCACGCUGAGGCCAUCUUCGUAGCCGGACAUUCUCCUUCCACCGUUGCCAAGAAUAUUGCGGACAUUCGCGCCCAGGCUCGCGAGUUCGGUCGUGAUCCUGCCUCGAUCAAGUUCUUGGCCAUGCUCUGUCCCAUCAUUGGGAAGACCACCGAAGAGGCUCAGGCUAAGUACCAGGAAUACCUGAGCUACGGCUCUGAGGACGGUGCUCUGGCGCUCUUCGGCGGCUGGACUGGCAUCGACCUCGCUCAGUACGGCGAUGACGAAGAGCUGAGGCACGUCGAGUCGAACGCCAUCCGCUCAGCCGUCGAGUCCUGGAGUAAGGCUAGCCCGACAGUAGCCAAGUGGACGAAGCACACAGUGGCAAAUCACAUCAAGGUUGGCGGCCUCGGUGCUACCGUUAUCGGUACCGCCGAGGAGGUCGCCGAUGAGAUGGAGAGGUGGAUCGCCGAGGCCGAUAUUGACGGCUUCAAUCUGGCCUAUGCGCUUAUGCCUAGGACUUUCGAGGAAGUCAUUGAGCAUCUUGUUCCCGUGUUGCGGAAGAGGGGUCUUCUUCAGGAUGGACCAGUGGUGCCUGGAGGUACCUUCCGAGAGAAUUUGUAUGGACAGCCAGGUCUUGCGAGGCCACCGGCGGACCACCCGGCCGCUAAAUAUCACUGGAAGGCCGAGUGA